This is a messenger RNA of Carassius auratus (goldfish), 3917 nucleotides long. RefSeq names its product centrosomal protein of 85 kDa-like. Gene Ontology annotation, cellular component: centrosome. The transcript has 14 exons. Lineage: Eukaryota; Metazoa; Chordata; Actinopteri; Cypriniformes; Cyprinidae. The record is from RefSeq and is a predicted model, not a curated record. Bases 246 to 2552 code for a protein of 768 amino acids.
UCAGAACACAGAGGAAGAAGAGAAUAACGGUUGAAAAAUAAAAGAGUCCCGACUUUCAGUGAAGUUCGCGGCGGGUAUUUUCUUUUACCGUCUAUGGGAGGGCGCUUAUAGUUCGAUUGUUUGUGUCCGUGUUAUUGACGUUAGCAACCAGUCAGCGUUUCUCCGGUAAUGAAGCGCACGGUUGCUUCUGUAGGUUCUUUUAUAAAGACCCAUUCAGCCUUUGAGUUCAGGUGACAGCUACAGGAAUGACCACUUCACAGAAAUACCAGAACCCCAAACUCGCAGUAGGACGCUCUGACACAGAAUGGCUGACACCUGCUGUGUCCGAGAAGUUCCAGAGCCGUUUUGGAUGGCGGCCCAACACAGUGGACAGUGGGGACACGGGACUGGGUACCUCUGACUACACUGAAGAUAUCUGCAGCACUAGUAGCAGUCCCUCUUUCCAGCCCAUCCGCAGUCAGAUCCCCAUCCCCACUGCCCAUGUCAUGCCCUCCACAGCCGGAGCUCUGGCCUCCAAGCUCAAGCCACGUGCUUCUGAAGAGGCCCAGGCAUCCUCCAGCUCUUCCAGCUCCAAGUCAUCCCUCCCCAAAUCUGCAUCCUCCCCCAGCCUGGACGCUCAGCACGAUGGAAAUUUAGAUACAACUGCGGUCAAGCCUGACUGCUUGAGCCGAUACCGCAGCCUAGUUAAUGGCUUCGAUCACUCGCUCUUCCCCUCUGGAGAUCAGACGCAGCUGGAUGAAGCCCAGAAGUUUGAUGUACCUGCCAUGGAGCCAACGCUUAAUCAGUCGGCUCUGCUUGGGGGACUUUGCCAUGAUGUACGGCAGCAGCUGCAGAUGACCAGGCUUGUGGACAAUACAGGCUUGCUAGAACAGACCUAUAAAGUCCUACCAGAGGCUAGGGCAGGCCUCACCUGUGCCGUAGAACCAUAUGGCCAAAAGAACAUUCAUCCAGGGUCCAGUGUCUCUGCCAGGAUGUUUUCGGUACCUCAGGGCCUGCAGACUCAGGCUCUCCUGAGGGACCAGGCCAGCACAGGAGCAUAUGAUUCACUACUGCAGGAACGCUGUUGUGAACUGGCCAGCUGGCAGCAGCAGAAGCAGAAACUCGAGAGUCUGCGGCUACAGGUGGAACAAAUGCAGUUAAUGACCGGAGGAAAUGGACUAUAUUCAUCUCUCCAUCAAGCAACCUCUUACACUGAGAACAGCAAGUGGGAUGCUUUCAUUAAAGCCAAUGAAAACUUGCUAAAAGAGAAAGAACUUACCAUUGAAAGACAGAAGCAGCAAAUGUCGCUGCUGGAACAGCGUCUCAGAGAGAGUGAGCUACAGGUGCACAGUGCCCUCAUGGGACGUGGAGGCCCUUACACUGAUGUGUGUCUGUUAAGACUGCAGGAAGCCCAACGGGAAAAUGCUUUUUUGCGAGCCCAGUUCGCCGAGAGCAGUGACUGCUAUACCAAGGAGAAGCUAGAAGACGACCGCAGACUGGGUGCAGUAGAAGCAGAGACUCAACGUCUGAAUGGGGUCUUAAAAGAAAGCAGUGAAAAACAUGCAGAAGAGCUAAAGAAACAAGAGGAGAGGAUCCGAAGUCGAGACAAGCACAUUAACAGCUUGAAAAAGAAGUGUCAGAAAGAGUCGGAGCAGAACAGAGAAAAACAGCAGCGGAUUGAGACGCUCGAGCGAUAUCUUGCUGAUCUUCCCACCAUGGAAGACUACCAGGCCCAGCACAAAAAGCUGGAGGAAGCAGAAGAGAGGGCAGUCCAGUUGCAAGCCUCCAUCGGAGACCUGGAAGCCCAACUGGAGGAAGCCCACAGUGCUGUGCGCAACAAAGAAACCCAACUGGAAGAACAGAGACACAAGGAGAGAGAACUGCUUACAACAGUCACCAGUCUCCAGAACAGAGUACAGGAGAGCCUUGAGGACGGAGUGAGGUUGCCUUCUCUUGACAGAGAGAAGCUACAAGAAGAAAACACUACCUUGAAAGAUGAGCAUCUGCGGCUCAAAAAGGUCAUUGAAAAGCAACUCGGGAUAAUGGAGCAGCUUGGCUCACAGAUCAGGAGUCUGGAGGAGCAUCUCUCUCAGGAAGAGUGCAGUAGUCAGGCGCUUCGAGAGGAGGUGGCAGAGAAAGAGGAGAGUCUGCUGCAGUUACGCACUGCUAUGAAAGAGCUCUCAGUGCAGAACCAGGAACUGAUGGAACAUAAUCUGACACUUCAAGAGCGUCUUCAGGGUGAGGAUGUGCCAAGUGGUCCUGGUUUGCUCCCUGUGGGAGCCCGGCUCACCCAGAAGCUGUAUGGAGAGAUGGCCGCCUGUCUGUGUGACCUCCGCUCCCUCUGCAACAUCCUCACCCAGCGGGCUCAAGGUCAUGACCCAAACCUCUCAAUGCUGCUCGGCAUUGCCUCAGCUCCCCCUGCAGGAGAGCAGUGGCAGGACUGGCUGAGCCCCGAGGGGCUGCAGAAGAAGCUGCAGGAAGCUCAGCAGCUCCGUCGAGACGUCGAGGAACUGAGAACCAUAGUCUCUGACCGCUACGCUCAGGAUAUGGGAGAAAACUGCAUCACUCAGUGAGUUCAGACAGUACGGCUUGUGCUCACUGAGGGUAACUCCACAUCACGAGUGCCUUUAAACACACUACAAUCCACUACAAGCCUUCUUCUUGAACGAUCAGCAACACUAAGGACACUGUAAUCUCGCAAACCAGAAGGCUAUUUUUAUACACAAGGUUUCAUAAGAUUUUGCUGACUUUGUGUGCAGUGGAAAAAUAAUUAUUUAAUUUAAACCUUUCCAUGUAUUUGGGAACGUCUGUGAUUGAAGUUGACAAUCAACUGAAAAAAUUUAAAUCUUUUAACAUGCUGUGUUUUUUUUACAAUGGCAACAAAGCCUGUGAAGCAGGUGACACUCGGUUGUGUGUAAUAAGAAGACAUUAACUGCAAUCCAUCAUGUGGUCUUACAGUAAAUAGAACGUACCACAUUAAACACACAAUCUAAGGCCGAAGAAAAAUAUUUGGCCAUCUCUGGCUGUUUAAAAUUACACCAGCAGAUCAUAUGUGUAUAAAAUUGGAGAACAGACAUUCCAUAAUAGUAUAUAACAACCAAAGUUCAAUGUGAUCAAAGACAGACCUGUCAGAACAGUUUCCAUAAUGCUGUAAAGAGUCGUGGUGUACACAGUAUUAUGCAGACCAAUAAAUAGGGACAAUUUAAAGCAAGAGGGGGCUGUAAACAUAAAGUUAAAUUCUGGUUGUCUGUUAAAUAAUAUAAAAACAAGUUAAUAGAAUGCCAGUAGUUAGACCUCUUCCUGGUGAUACAUAUAAGAAUUCUGCAAACAUAUGUUCAUGUGACGUUUAAGUUUAGGAUCAAUUAAUUGCAGCUAUGUUAUAAGUAUCGUAUUAUCAAAGGUGUCUCAAGAAUCUCACAACAUUAAUAACUGUCUGGUUCAUAAUUAGUUUUAUCAGCUGUAAAAAUAGCCACACCCUUGAGUCAACACAUCAGAGGAAACCAACUGUUGAAGCAAAUAUUGUAUUCGUGCAUGUCAUCAUUAGAGCAGGUGCCUUGCGUUCAGGGAAGUGACCUGUAUUUGCUGCACAAGGAGUCAAUGUAAACACUAAAUGUCUUUCUCUACUGUAACGUGCGACUGCCAAGGUAUUGGGAUUCUAUUACAAAAAGGGACCAUAUAUUGUGGGGAAUCUUGUGAGGUAAAUUGUUAUAUUUUGGUCUAAAAACUUCACUAACAAGUGUGAAUGUAAUUUGAUGGUGCACCAUAAUGUUUUUUAUAUUGUAAGAUCUUUUUUCAGGUUUACCACAAAACCAUCCAGGCAAACCUUAUAUGGCAAAAAACUUUAUAUAAGUUAAACAACACUAAAUGUGACUAUAUUUAUAUGUUUGUCUUAAGCUGUUUCAGUUUUUUAGAAAUAAAGCUUUGUAUUUCAUAUGUAA